This is a messenger RNA of Mucor mucedo, 387 nucleotides long. RefSeq lists its product as uncharacterized. The annotation marks the transcript as partial. The transcript has a single exon. Lineage: Eukaryota; Fungi; Mucoromycota; Mucoromycetes; Mucorales; Mucoraceae. The record is from RefSeq and is a predicted model, not a curated record.
UUCAAAGAUGCAUAAUUUCACAAUCUUGCUUACCCUUGUCAUUUUAUUGACUUUCUUUGGCGCUGAUGCCCGUGUUACUUUUGAUGGUCAAAAAAGAGAUGCUGAAAACAAUACUAUCUUGUCUACCGUGCCUCUUGUUGGUCCUCUUGUUGGUCCUCUUGCUGGUGGUAUUGUUGAUUCUAGGGGUAAUCCUAUUGGUGGUGGUUUCAGUAAUGCUAGAAUGGGUAGCCGUAAAUCAAAUCCUUCUAAGGAUGACUAGCAGAAAAAUCCGAUUAUCUAAAACAAACUCCUUACAAUUUCACUAAAUGACAUUGUGAUAGGAUAUCACAGUUUUAGUGUAAUGCUAAUACUUUUUAAUACGUUAUCUAAUUUAGUAAUAAAACGGAC